Messenger RNA from Caenorhabditis remanei, 2400 nucleotides. RefSeq lists its product as uncharacterized. The record is from RefSeq and is a predicted model, not a curated record. Bases 1 to 2400 code for a protein of 799 amino acids. Gene Ontology annotation, cellular component: cytoplasm; nucleus. Lineage: Eukaryota; Metazoa; Nematoda; Chromadorea; Rhabditida; Rhabditidae. The transcript has 7 exons. Gene Ontology annotation, molecular function: histone deacetylase binding; DNA-binding transcription factor activity; RNA polymerase II cis-regulatory region sequence-specific DNA binding. Gene Ontology annotation, biological process: cell fate commitment; regulation of transcription by RNA polymerase II.
AUGGGUCAAGGAUGUGGGGAUGAUGGUGUACCGCCGGCACCGUUCUCUUCUGCUCACUCACCGGCUCACUCCCCUCUGUCCGUUGGUGUUUCAUCGGCUUCAUCCGCCACGUCGUCUUCUUCAACACCUCCUCCUUCAACGUCUCCAACUGCUUCUGGAGCUGCUCCAGGUGUGCAGGCAACGGAAACUGACUGGAAACGGUUUAGUGAUGAGCGACUCGCCGAGUUAUGUAUAUUUCAUGUUCCCGAUAAAGUUAUCUCGUUGCCGAACCCAAAACGAUCGGAAUGCACUCUCCCAAUGAAUGUAAUUCUGAAACCCUCCUCGAAAAAUCGAAAGAAAUCCUCAAUUUGGUCAUCGGAUCAGAUUCCAAGAGGUGUUCGAUUUGGUCCUCUCGUUGGAGAAAUUCGAUUAGUCGAUGUGGAAUCAGCACUCGUUUGUCCUGCAGAAGCAUCAAUGGCAGGUGGAACAACAGCCCAAGAAGAAAUUCCAUUUGAUGAUUGUCCAGAGGAAUGGAAGAUUUUCUCACCUUCUGGAGGUCGAUUAACAAAAACAAUAAGUGUAAAAGAUGAUGGUAGAUCAAAUUGGAUGAAGAAUGUAGUUGCUGCAGAAGACGAGAAUAACCAGAAUAUUGUUGCGGCACAAGUUGGGAAUGAUAUAUAUUUCUAUGCAGUCAAACCGAUUGAUUCAAAUACUGAAUUAUCAUUUUGGUUUAGCAGAGAUUACGCAAGAAAAUUAAAUUAUUCAACGACACCGCAAGUAAGGACAAGACUACCCCUACAAGCAUCAACUCCUCUGAUCCCUUCAAUACCUUCAAUCCCAUCUGCACCGCCUGUUUCUUCCUCCACAGCCAUUGCAAGCCUAGCUGAAACAGUUGUAGCAAUUGAUUAUUCAGUGAAGAAACUUGUUGAACCAGUCGAUACUCUCUCAACGGAUGCAUCCUCAACAAGUGAUAAUGAUGAAGAAAUGAUCGAUGUUGAAGAGAGUUGCACGCGGCCUUCUGCUCCAGAAGUAUCAAGACCCAAUGUUAUUCAGAACCCGGUGGUUCGACCAGUUCCAACGAGAAUCACAAACUUUGCUUCACCAUUGUCAACUCUCGAUCCAUUGGCAAUUUAUAAGGAUUAUUUGAGGAAAACGAUUCAGUUAAACAAACUCACUGAAACGGGAAUGUUCGCUAGUCCUGUAGUCCAAACUGCUGCAACAAUCACAGCGACUGGAGGACGAUCCGGACAACCGAUAGAUGUUCAACCAGUUCUCGCAGCGACCGCUGGAGCUCAUUUCGGAAAUUACGCAGCCAUUUAUGGAAGUCAGGAUUUCCAGCAUGAGUUGAAACCAUUGUUCACGACUGCCACGCCGACGUUUGGUGGUGGAGGUAUGGGCGGAGGAUUCGGAAUGGGAGGAAGUGGACAUGCUUCUUCAUUUCAUCAACUUCCUUUUGUUAAUCAUUCUGCUUCAUCUCAUAAUGAUUCUUCGUUCAAUGGAGUUCCAAAUUAUGUACAACAACAAGAGAAUGGAAAAACGAGAUAUGCGUGUAAAGACUGCAAUAAGACAUUUGGACAGUUAUCAAAUCUGAAAGUCCACGUCAGAACGCACACCGGCGAGCGACCAUUCAAAUGUGAAAUCUGCACAAAAGAGUUCACUCAACUCGCCCAUCUCCAAAAACAUCAUUUAGUUCAUACCGGAGAACGGCCACAUCGAUGUGAUAUCUGUGACAAAAGAUUCUCUUCCACCUCAAAUCUCAAAACCCAUCUACGUCUUCACAAUGGCCAGAAACCGUACACUUGUGACGUGUGUGACGCGAAGUUUACUCAAUAUGUUCAUUUAAGACUACACAAAAGACUGCAUGCAAAUGAAAGACCAUUCAGUUGUAGUACUUGCGGGAAGAAGUAUAUUUCACCGAGUGGAUUGAGGACUCACUGGAAAACGACGACGUGCAAAGAAGAAGAUACAAAGGAGAUGCAGAUGUGGAAGGCUGGAAAAGAUGAUUUGAUGGAUAUUAAAGGAGAAAUUGAUGAUGGAAAUGGAAAUAGUUAUAUGGAUAUUUUUGAGAAUCCAUUGAAAUACAACAUAUCCAACCCCUCACUACUCGGACAGGGUCCAAGUGGAAUGCAAGAACAACAGGCACCUCCACCGACACCCCAGCAACAACACAUGAUGUAUGGAAACUCAAUGGGACACAUGGGACAACCACAACAUCUACAAGGACCUCCACCUCCUCAACACUUCCGAAUGGAUCAUAAUGGAAUGCAGAAUGGAGGACAUCCACACCCGCAUCAACUGAUUCAAACACAACAAGGACCUCAAUCACAGCAACAUCCACAUGAUAGCAUUCAUCAACCUUUAAGACUUCCUGAUCUGAAAUCUUCGCUUCUUCCAACUCUCGGUCUUCCACACUAUCAAUAA